Molecule: messenger RNA, 2771 nt
Organism: Cylicocyclus nassatus
Lineage: Eukaryota; Metazoa; Nematoda; Chromadorea; Rhabditida; Strongylidae
Source: the annotation of a GenBank genome assembly
UUUCCAGGUGUUGCGGUUAUGAGACGACGGUCUCCCUUAUUGGGACUGUUUCUAAUCGCAGAUGUGGUUAUCUCCGUACUCGCCAUGGGUUUUUAUUCCUCUAGCUGGAACUUCGACUCCGACCUCAUAUUCAAACACCUAUUAUUUCUCGACGGUUACGACUUUCUCUCAAAUCCGAUCGAUUUCUUAUUGCUAGCGAUUCUCCGACUAACGCUAGUAGUGGUUGCUGUGGUACUCAUCACAUUCCACUAUGAUAAUGUUGCCACCACGAUGUUUAUGCCCAUGUUGGGUGUAGCUACGUUCUGCUAUUCCUACACAUUGAUAAAAUUCCUUGCAUUUUCCGAGAAUUCGGAAAUGUUAUACUAUCCGGGAGUUUGGUUCUCUGUUACAUGGUCGGUUCUGGCGGCUGUGCUGUUUGCGCUUGUUUGGUACUUCAUACUAACCGCACAUGAAUUCGACUAUCAGCGUUUGGUCUCUCAACGAUUCGCCGCAGCAAAUGCGAAUUCUUCUGUCGAAUCAGCUGCAGAGAGAGGCUCCUCAGACAGCAUAUCCGAGCACCUCGUCGAUGCUAGCCCCAAACGAAUAAGCACUCUCGACCACAUUUUUGCGCUUUUGAGAUAUUGUCAGUAUCAUUGGUUCUGGUUUGCUCUAGGCUUUGUUUUUCUAGUCAUCUAUGCAGUUGCACGAGUAUUUAUACCAAAAUAUACUGGCCUUGUGAUCACAAAUAUUGUGAAAAAAGCCGGUGUCGAAUCUUUAGUACAUUCGGUGUUGAUAAUGGCCGCUUUGACUAUGGUCAGCACUUUCUUUGGUGGUCUCCGUGGCGGCUGCUUUGACUAUGCGACUGCCCUUGUCAAUCGUCAAGUGCGACUGGAUCUCUUCCGUUCUUUAGUUCAUCAAGAAAUUGGCUUCUUUGACACCACCAAAUCUGGCGAAAUGGUAUCUCGCUUGACAUCUGACUGCCAAACAAUGUCUUCGACAGUUUCAACUAAUUUGAAUGUAUUCAUGAGGAAUGGUGUCAUGCUCGUCGGCGCUAUGGCAUUCAUGUUUGUAAUGUCAUGGCGAUUAUCCCUGGUGACAUUCAUUGCAAUUCCUCUAGUUGGCUUUAUAACUAAGUGGUAUGGUGCGUAUUACGAUAAACUGUCGGAAAAGACUCAGACAACCAUUGCUGAUGCAAAUCAGAUUGCUGAAGAGGUUUUGUCCACUAUGCGAACAGUGAGAUCGUUUGCAUGUGAGCGAAGAGAGGCGGAUCGAUUUGAGAAUAAACUUGGGGACACCUUGAGAAUGAAUAGGAAGAAGGCUAUCGCUUACAUGGGUUACUCGUGGAAUACUGAAUUUUGCGACAAUGCCAUUUUGGUAGCCGUACUGUUCUACGGAGGACAUCUAGUCAUGUCAAAUAUGAUGACUACUGAGCAGCUAAUCACGUUUCUUCUGUACCAGUUGCAACUUGGCGAAAAUUUAUAUAACAUCGGGUACGUUAUGACUGGUCUGAUGGAGUGUGUUGGAGCUUCCAGAAAGGUGUUCGAAUACAUGCUGCGUGAUCCGGAAAUUGCCAAUGACGGAAAGAGAGAACCGCCCCUUGAGGGUGAAAUCAAAUUUGAAAACGUCUACUUCACUUAUCCUUCAAGACCGAACAACAUUGUGUUGAAGGGCUUGGAUCUGACUAUACAAGCAGGCCAAACGACGGCUUUGGUAGGACCAAGUGGUGGAGGAAAGUCUUCUAUUGUAGCGCUAAUCCAACAUUUCUACGAACCUGAUAAAGGAACGAUUACCAUAGAUGGUGUGAACGUGAAAGACAUUUCACAUAUGUAUUACCAUCACAAGAUCGCGAUGGUGGCCCAAGAACCAGUGCUGUACAACGGUUCCGUCCGUUACAACAUAUUGUAUGGAUGCGACUGGGCCACUGAAGCGGAUAUGCUCCGUGCGGCUCAAACCGCCAAUGUUCAUAAUUUUGUGAUGGAGCUGGAAAAGGGAUACGAUACGGAUUGUGGCGAGAAGGGUGUACAAAUGUCUGGAGGACAAAAACAACGUAUUGCCAUUGCUAGAGCAUUAGUGAGAAAUCCUGUGGUACUAAUUCUUGAUGAAGCCACAUCAGCCCUCGAUGCUGAGUCUGAGGCAUUGGUUCAAGAAGCUUUGAACAGGUGCGCACGUGAACGUACAGUAUUAAUAGUAGCCCAUAGAUUGUCUACGAUAGAAAAGGCGGAUCAGAUAGCAGUGAUAAAUAAAGGAUCGUUAGUGCAGACUGGAAAUCAUGCGGAGUUGAUGAAGGAUGAAAAUGGGCUAUACUACUCGUUAGUAUCCAAACAAUUACUUGCAUCAAAAAUCAAAGGAGGAUCGAAAUAGCAUAAAUCCUAUCUCAUUCAUUGAGAUCUCAAUCAAAUCGCAUUAGGAUUUUGACGGUUGUUCAUCGAACUUAAUUUGGCAGCAGUAUGGAAUGCAAUGCUACUAUGGCUUAACUACUAUGUAGUUUACUGUGAUCACUUUACCUCUGUAAUAAGUACCCUUUCAUCCGAUUCUAUGAAGAUUACCAGCUUUUACAAAUUUUACGAUCCUCAGAUCGUUUUAGGUUAAAAAAUUAUUCUUAGUUUUGUUUCAUAAGUUGGUGAUGUUUGAGGUCUGGUAACUAUAAAUAAUUGCAUUGUCAUAAAUGCUAACCAUUAAGCACUGGUUAUUGUAAUGUACACUAGUCGGCUCAGUCGAACUGAAUGGGUAAUAUUGUACAAUGGUAGGCUGCUCUUUUGCUUGUAAUAUGUUUAAGUUAAUAAAUCUCUGAC